AUGGUCUCCGCCGCUGCCGCCGCCGCCACCGCCGCCGCCGCCCGUUUGCGCUUCCACCACCCGCGAUGCGUGGCGAUGCUGCAGGCCUGCGGCUCCAUGGUGGAGCUCCUCCAGCUGCAGGCCCAGAUGCUCCGCAACGGCCUCUUCUUCGACGACCCUUUCGCCGCCGGCAAGAUGCUGGAGUUCUGCGUUAGGGGCGUCGGCAAUCUCCACUACGCUUGGAAGCUUUUCGAGCAGAUGACGACGCGGGACACCUUCGCCUGGAACACGCUCAUUCAGGGGCACGCCGCGUCUCCUUCCCCGGGCCCGGCCCUGCGGCUCUUUGCGCGGAUGGCGGGCGGCGCAGCGCGGCCCAACUCGUACACGUACACCUUCGUGCUCAAGGCCUGCGCCAGCCUCCGUGCCACAGAGGAAGGCGAGCAGGUGCACGGCUCUAUGACCAAGCUCGGCGUAGACCUUGAGGUCUUCCCCGCCAACGCCCUCAUCUCCAUGUACUCCGCCUGCGGUAGGAUCGAGCUCGGGCGGCGGAUGUUCGACACCUGCGCCGCGAAGGACGUGGUCACCUGGAACGCCAUGGUCUCCGGCUACCUUAGCUGCGGCUUCCUGGACUGCGCACGGAAGCUGUUUGAGGAAAUGCCCGAGAAGGGGAUCGUCUCCUGGAACGCCAUGAUCAACGGGUACACCGCCGGCGGGGACAUUGCAGCGGCGCGGGACCUCUUCGAUCUGAUGCAUCAGCGCGACACCGAGACCUGGAACACGAUGAUCGCGGGGUACGCCAAGUGCGGCCGCCUCGACGCCGCGAGGGAGCUCUUCGAACGGAUGCCGACGAGGAACGUCGUCUCCUGGAGCACGAUGAUCAGCGCGUGCGCUCAGGGCGGCCGCCCGCGGGAGGCGCUGGUCCUGUUCGAGCAGAUGCAGGGGCAAGCGGUGAGGCCCAACUGGGCGGCGGUCGUCAGCCUGCUAUCGGCCUGCGGCUGCCUGGGCGCGCUCGAUCAGGGGCGGCGCAUCCACUGGCACGUCGAGAGCAACAAGAUGAGGGUGGACUCCAUCCUCGGCACGGCGCUCAUCGACAUGUACGCCAAGUGCGGCUGCAUAGACGGGGCCGCUGAGGUCUUCUCCUCCCUGCCGUGCAAGGAUGUGUUCUCGUGGACGGCUAUGAUCGGCGGCCUGGCCGUAAACGGGCACGGCGAGCGGGCACUGGAGCUCUUCCGCCGGAUGCUGGCGGACGGCGUGCGGCCCAACGCGGUGACCUUCGUCGGGGUCCUCUGCGCGUGUAGCCACCUGGGCCGGGUGGCGCUAGCUAGGCGCUACUUCGACUCCAUGAGCGCCGUCCACGGUAUAAAGCCCCAGGCCGAGCACUACGGCUGCCUGGUCGACGCGCUGGGCCGCGCCGGCCGGCUGGCAGAGGCGGCGACGCUGGUGGAAGCCGCGCCCGCCGCCGCAGCGGGCCGCGUGCUAUGGGCGACCCUGCUGGGCGCCUGCUGGAUACACGGGGACGUAGAGACCGGGGAGGCCGCGGCCGACCGGCUCACCGAACUCGACCACGACGACGGCGGGGCGUACGUCCUCCUCUCCAACAUCUACGCCGCCAAGGGGCGGUGGGACGACGCCAGGAGGCUGCGAGCUGACAUGAGGUCGAGAGGCCUCCACAAGUGCCCCGGCCGGAGCUCGAUCGAGGUCUCCGGUGCCACCCACGAGUUCUACGCCGGCGACCGGUCGCACCCGCGGGCGGAGGAGAUCGAGCGGAUGCUGGAAGAGAUGGGGUCGAGGCUGAAGCUCCUGGGGUACGCCCCGAACACCUCCCCGGUGCUAUUCGACAUCGACGAGGAGGAGAAGGAGGAGGCGGUCUCGCGCCACAGCGAGAGGCUGGCAAUCGCCUUCGGCCUCCUCGCUAACCCCAAGGGCUCGCCCAUCAGGGUGGUCAAGAACCUCCGGGUCUGCGGGGACUGCCACACCGUCGCGAAACUCGUCUCCAGUGCCUUCGCCCGGGACAUCAUCCUCAGGGAUCGGAACAUCUUUCACCAUUUCAGGGACGGCUCCUGCUCCUGCAAGGACUACUGGUGA
Messenger RNA from Spirodela intermedia, 2064 nucleotides. NCBI's taxonomy places the organism in Eukaryota, Viridiplantae, Streptophyta, Magnoliopsida, Alismatales, Araceae. The record is from the annotation of a GenBank genome assembly.